Molecule: messenger RNA, 1950 nt
Organism: Ziziphus jujuba (common jujube)
Lineage: Eukaryota; Viridiplantae; Streptophyta; Magnoliopsida; Rosales; Rhamnaceae
Product: receptor-like protein 18
Exons: 2
Coding region: 1-1683 (560 amino acids)
Molecular function (GO): protein binding
Source: RefSeq, a predicted model, not a curated record
AUGGGUUGCUGCCAUUUGGGUCCCUCAUUUCCGACUUGGCUCAAGUCACAAAAAUAUGUCGACCAUUUGGAUUUCUCAAAUGCUAGCAUUUCUGGCUCCAUACCUUACUGGUUUUGGGAAUUUUCUUAUUCAUUAUCACAUUUGAAUCUUUCUUUUAAUCAACUAGCAGGUCAACUACCAAGUCCAUUAAAGUUUGGUUCACAUGCCCCUAUAUCGAUGUACCUAUCAGGUGUAGUUGUGGAUUUCAGCUCAAAUAACUUCAGUGGUUCUGUUCCUAUUCCAAGUGGCAGCUUUUACUUACUCGAUCUAUCCAAAAAUAAAUUUUCUGGUAAUAUUCCAAAUAAAUGGAAUAUUACCGGUGGUACCUUUGUUUUCCUUUCUAUUGCUAACAACCAGAUAAAUGGAGAAAUUCCUGCUUGGAUAGGCAACAUUGUUCCUGUACUUGAAGUCUUUGAUCUUUCCAAUAACAACUUAAUAGGAAGUAUUCCAUCAAGCAUUGGAAAUUGUUCUGGUCUUGCUGCACUAGACCUUAGUAAUAACCAUUUGUCUGGAACCAUUCCUACCUUCUUGGGUCAAUUAAGUGGGCUUAAAUCAUUGCACCUAAAUGAUAACAAGUUCCACGGACAGCUCCCAUCAUCUUUCGAAAACUUAUCGAGUUUGGAGACCCUAAGUCUUGGGAACAACAGAUUAAAUGGUAGCAUUCCACCAUGGAUUGGGAAAGGCUUUGAAAGUCUAAGAAUUCUUAGCUUGAGGUCUAAUUCCUUUUCAGGAGAACUUCCGGCUCUGUUAUCAAAUUUAAGUUCAAUACAGAUCCUGGACCUAGCAGAAAAUCAGUUGACAGGCAGUAUUCCUGCUAGCUUUGGACAUUUCAACGCUAUGUUACAAGCCCAAAUCAUAAACCGUUAUCUAUGGUAUGGGGCUGCCCCUAUUUACCAAAAUGCCGCAUAUGGGAAAAAUACUGAUGGCUACAUAGGUACCAUGGAGUUUGGCAACUAUUAUGAAAGCUUUGUUGUAAAUAUGAAAGGCCAACUUUUAAGAUACACCAAGACCCUCUCUCUUGUAACCAUGCUAGACCUCUCAGGGAAUAACUUGAGUGGAGAUCUUCCUAUAGAGAUGACAAAUUUGUUGGGUUUGGUCGUUCUCAACUUGUCAAGAAACCGUUUCACUGGUCACAUUCCCAAGAGCAUUUCGAAGCUGAAGCAAUUGUCUUCUCUUGAUCUCUCGAGUAAUAGGUUCUCCGGUGCUAUUCCUCAAAGCUUAGGGUCACUCUCAUUCCUGGGGUAUCUGAAUCUGUCAAACAAUGAAUUGUCUGGUCCUAUUCCUGAUAAUGAUCAUAUGCUCACUUUCAAUGCAUCCUCUUUUGCUGGAAAUGUUGGCCUUUGUGGUGGUCCACUUGCGGUAAAAUGUCCAGGUGAUGACGAAAAUGAGAAACCAGAUAAGGGAUGGAUGACUCCCGUGGAUACUGGUAAUGGUGACAGCUUCAUUGAUAAGUGGUUUUAUUUGAGCAUUGGACUGGGAUUUGCAGCUGGAAUUCUUCUCCCGUAUUUGAUAAUGGCGAUGAGAAAAUCUUGGAGUGCAGCCUACUUUGAUGUUGUUGAUAAAGCUGUGGAUAGAAUACUAUAUCUGUGGUUGAAAUAUAGAAACAUGAAGCAGAGAACUAAAGGGCAUCAGCGACGAAGAUAAAGAUUGGGGAAGGUGAGAAGCUUGACCAAAUAUUCAAGGAGAAAGCAAAGAGGUUUUCAAUGUCAACUUUAUUUCUUUGGAAGUGAAUUUCAGGGACACUAUUGAAAGGAUGCAGGAGAAGGGUGGUUUCCUCGUAGAUUAUAUAAUUAUAAGUAGUACAUUUCUUUUUUAUGCUUCACUAUCCCAACCUUCUAUAAUUUGUGAUGGUUUUAAAAGCUGUGUUCGAUCAAUAUUAUAGUAAAUGUUAAUUUCUACCAGUUUUCAGCC